GAGGGAGGGAGAGGGGGAGUGCAUGUGAGAGUGCCGUCAUUCGUUUCUGAGCAGUGAACAAGAACACAGCAUCUCCGGAUGGAAGAAUCGACUCAUGAGUGAAGAGGAAUAAUAAAGCAAGAGAGCAAGGUCAACAGAGAAAACACAUACCUAUAACGAUAUAUCUAUAACCCAGUAUACAUAUAUCACUAUACAGUAUGUCUGUUUUCCACAAGCACCGGGUAAGAGAGCGUGUGUGUGCUGUGUGUGUGAGUGAGUGAGAGGGAGAGAGGGAGAGUGGGAGAGAGAGAGAGAGAGAGAGAGAGAGAGAGAGAGAGAAGCAGAUCUGUAGGUGCCUCUUAACAACAAGCCACAACACACACACACACACACAAAUGAAAAUAGACACUCAUCAGAUGAGCACUGCUUGUGUAGCCUUACAUGUGUUCAUGUGAAAUGAGAGUAUAUGGUGUGGUGUAGUGUGGUGUCGUGUGUGAGUGUGUGUGUGUGUGUGUGCAUGUGUGUGUGUUUGUGUGUGUGUGUGUGUGUGUGCAUGUGUGUGUGUUUGUGUGUGUGAGUGUGUGUGUGUGGGCGACUGUAACAUAAACCUAUACACACUAACUCACCAGUUUAGUGUUUUCCUUUAUCAUUCUAUGUGUUUACAAUUAAACCAUCUUUAUGAUGUAGCACAAUAAUCAAUUACAACACACACACACACACACACACACAUUGUGUGGAAACUGUAAUCAACAAACACACACAUGCACACAUAUUUGAUUGUUUAUUUGUUGUAUGUAUUUAUUUUAAUGCUACUUCUAUAAAUUGAAUUCAAUACAUUGGCCAUGUGAUUGCAAUGCCACACACACACACACAUACACACUUUGAAUGAUUAUUUCAUUUGUCAUGUGCAGCUGUUUUAUUGCUAUUUGUAUAAAAUUUCUUUGUCUUUCUCUGUCUCUGUCUUUCUGUCUCCGUUUAUGCCAGUGCUAAAGCAUGUGAAGUGAAAUGACACUUUUUUACUAAUACAUAUCAGAUUGGUUUCUCAGAUAUCUCAAGUUCUCAAAUGGAUUCUGACUUCACCACAGAGACAUAUUGGUUCAGGUGUCACUGCCACAGAUGCAGCUCAGUUAGAGGGACACUGGGGCAAUGGUCAGGUUCUGAUAACACUAUGGAGAUGACUUCUUUUUGGGUCUCUGAUCUGAGAGUCAGGUUGUAGACCUGUUGGCAUGAAUAAAUUGAAUAGAUUGGAUGAUCUGGAAUUUCAGCAACUGAUUGAAGAGCUGAAUAUAUAGGCAUCUGCAGGAAAACAUUCUAAAAAAAGACACAAAUACACUCCAUCACAUAUUGGUGGUUCUGCAGGUGGCGGUACAGGUUGAUCCGUCACCCACAUUUUCCGGCGCACUUUAUCGCGGUAUGAAUAAUGGUUUGGCUGAUGGUAGGCCCUUUUGCGGUUUGUAUGAAUUAGCCACUGCUUCUCUCUGGCAUAAGAGAUAAAGUCCAUGUAAUGUGUCUCCCUGUUGGACGGAGUUCUGUUUGAGGCAUCAUCUUUCUAGUUGUUGAGGUUGAAGUUGAAUUUUCUAUAUUUGAAAUACUUUUUUGACUACAAUGAAUUUGCUGUUAUUCCCUUGGGUUAUAUGUAUUAGGCACCUGGGAAAUGAGGGCCAGACCAUCAGGGUUGGUUCUAGAUUAUAUUAUGCACUUAUUUAUCCCCUAUUUAUAAUUAUUAAUAAAUAUAAAUCUACUUGAAAUGAUUGACAUACUGCAGAGGACGUUGCAGUUACCCCUACUAGAGUUAUGCUGGGUACUCACUACUAGGGCCUGGGGCAGACCAAGAGUUAUUGAUUACAUGACUGCCCCCCCUUAUUUACAAAGAGAAAACCUACACAUUUAAAUUGUGAACAGUUAUAAGAAUAGCACUUCCAUAAGUUGAGCAAAUAAUUUUCAAUUAUCCUGGAACUGAUAAAGUGUCUCACUCUCUCUAUGUGUCUCAUUCUCUCUCUCUGUCUCUCUCUCUCUGUCUCUCUCUCUCUCUCUCCAGUGCUGACGCUUGGAUACCCACCAGUGUGCUGUCCUUUUUUGUCUCGCUUCACAUGUUGUGGGUGUCUUAUUUCCUGGUCAAACUGUCAGUUAACAUUACAACUUGAUCAUGUAAUGAAUAAGAAGACUCAGUUUCUUCUGCUAUUAUUGAGACAUUUGACUUUCUUGAGCUAUCAAUCCCUUGCUUUUCCUGUGCUUUUAAAGCCUGCUAACGUAUUGUGGGUGAGGACAUUUCUUUUCUAAGAAGAUGAACACGACACUCCUGAUUAUUUUAAAUCUUAUCCUGCUCGUAGCAGUCAUAUCAUCUGAUUCAGCCAAUCAGACUGAAGGGACUGUGACAAUGGAGGAAGAAGGGGUGGGGUCAUCAGGCAACCGUUGCUGGGGUUACUAUGAUGUGAUGGGCCAGUGGGACCCACCAUUUAACUGCAAUGCUGGCACUUACCUGUUCUGCUGUGGCUCAUGUUACUAUCGCUUCUGUUGCCAGUUCAAAGGUCAUAGCCUAGAACAGACCAGUUGCUCAAAUUAUGACACACCUGCCUGGGCCAAUACAGGAAAACCUGCUAGUGGAAAUGAUGCCAACAAUGCUAAUGCUAAUGCCAUUACUAACACUAGCAAUGUGCCCAAGUCAGACCAGACGCACAUGAUUGUAUAUGUGAUAUGCGGUGCAGUGGCCAUCAUGAUGCUUGGCGGAAUCUUUGCCAAAUUGGGUCUGGAGAGGAGCCGUGGAGGAGCUGGGGAUACCAGUAACACCAGAGCCCUGACAGAGCGGCUAAAGCUGCCAGGUGAGGCAGAGUGCGUGGUCAGAGGGGCAGGACAUCAUCCGGUCAGAUCUAAUGGAAUCUCUGGACGCCUGAUAAGCACUAAUGAACAUACAGAGACUAACAGAGACCACUAUAGGAGUUUCCCUUUGAUGGAUCACACAUACCGCCAGUCAUCACCUACAACUUUCCAGCCCAUUGCUUUCCACUCCAAAGAAAAACCAUUCCUUCUUCCACCAGAGAUCCACACUCCUGUCACUAACACCAUAACACCUUCCCAGAUGGCCAAGUCCAAGAUCUCCAUAACCAACAGUCACCCACUGACCUCCAGCUCAGCCUUCCAAGCCUGGGAACCAAGUAAAAGUCCUGUUAAGCUUCAUGCCUCUCUCACUGUUCAACAACAGCCAUCAGUGACCCAGCCCAACAGCCGAGGUCAUGUCUACUUAAACAAACUCCAGUUUAGAACAGAGACCCUGCCAGAGCUGUUCUGCCAGCCACUGGGGUAUGGCCGUUCCCCUCAGGUUCUUCCCAAACACAAGGGGCUUCACACGAACAGCAAGACAGAAGUGACUGUAUGAAUAAGAAGGAGCAGGGCACAGAGGGAGAGGAGGAGAAAAAAUAUGGAGGAACAAAUGAGACAUCAACAUUAAGAGCAUAUGUAUGGCUUGGAAUAAGAGUUUAACAAGCUGCAAUUCAAUAACUAUUUUUCCUCAUUGCCAAAUGAGCACAAGAUAUGCAGAUGAAGCAUUUUGUAUUUUGGUAAACACUUUUGGCAUUUUCUGUUAAAAAGAACAUAAUAUUCCAAACAGGAUGGAUCUUGAGUCAGUGGUGAGUCUUUGUCAAAUCUGGGCUUUCCUUUUUACUCAAUUUUCUCCUCUGUCACUCAAUUGUCUGAUCCAGUAAAUGAAAUGUGGUCAUAAAAGCAUUAUGACCACAGCAGCAAUGCAUCACAAUGUUCCUCACACAUGUCUGGACCGGUGCUGUCAGCUCCCAUUAAGAAUUGAUGUUCUUGGGAUUAAUGAGCUUACUAUACAAUUGGCAGAAUAGGAUUAGAAUGCUGAAAAAAACCCAGAACAUUUAACUCAUUAAAAAUAAAAAGGAAGUUCUAAUUCCACCACAUUCAGUGUUAGCAAAUUUAGUUUCAGAACUAGACACAGAUAAAAAGAAUCUCAUAUUCAGAGCAUUGAUAGGAACAACAGUCACCUGAGAACAGCAUUAAUUUCUUGGGAAUCAGGAAAGGCUGCUCUUCUGUUUGAGAGAGAGAUAGCUCUGUUCAAUCGUUUUCUGUUUCUGACAAAUGGAUGUUUUUCUUUAUUAGCAAAAAUAAGGGAUAGGCUGGAACCACACUGCUACCCUGACCAGGAUAAAGUUCUUAAUGAAGAUGCUAAUGCCAAGUCUAAUGCCUUGCAUAUGUCUGAGGUUUUAAAGAUUGAGUCUCAGGAAAAGGGGAAAAAAUCUGCAGCAGUAAAAGGACAUAUUUGAGAUAUUUCCCUGUGAUAAUGUAUAAUAAGACUCGCUCUGCCUCUCGCUCUGCCUCUCGUUUCUCCUCUUACUCACCAGUUCUAUUUUAAGAAACAGUUCAUUUCCACUGCAGCAUCAGCUGCCAGGACAGAUCUGCUGAAAUGCCAUCGUGAGUUUUCCCACAGCGAGGAUACGAUUGUUCAGCUUGCUGAUUGAUGUGAGAUUGCAAUAACGCAGUCUUCUGGGCCUGUUCCAGGUUUGGCCAUGUGACUUAAUUACCUCGGCCCAGUCUGAUCUGGUGUUUCCAUGGAGACGCCCCCAUGGAUGCCUGUAGGACUCAGCAAGGACAAACAUGGAUGCAGACGCCAUUUUUAUCUCUCAAAAGCAGCCGAUCAGACCACCAUUUUCUCAGACAGCCAUGUAUGGGAAGUUAAGCAGUAAGGUCAUGUUCUGAACAUUACAGGCUUUUGAAGAAAAUUUUGCAUUCAGAUUUUCUACACAGUAUACAUGAUGAAUAGAUUCACCGUGAAAGCCUGGUAUGAUAUUAUGAAGCUUUCAGGCAUGAAAUCUGCCUACAAUAAUGACAACUAAUUAUGCAAGCUUUUUUUAUUGACCUUGUAAUUUAAAUAUUGAUAUCUGUGGAUCAAUCCCAGUGACUAAUGGUUUAAAAUCUUCCUGAAACAUCUUUAGCAAUAGAUAUCCUAAAAGAAAUUUGCUUCCAGAAUGUGAAAUAAAAUUUUAUCUUGAUGUCUUUCACAUUUUGAAAAUGUCUUGCCACAUUUGAAGUUUGUGCUGCAUGUAGCAAAUUAUAUUUUACCUUUAAUCACUUUUAAUAAUCACCUGCAAGUGUACAUUUGAUUCUACUGUAAUAUGUUCAACAUUUCACCCUUUACAGUUUACCUGUAGACAAUUGUUUAUAUGUUUAUAUAACAGUUUAUAUCAUUGUUUAUAUGACAAGGGCUGAUUAGUGUGGAAUAAUCUGAUUUCUAUUCAACUGAAACCAGCACGAAAAAAAAACCCUUCAGAAAGCCAUGGUAAUGUGUACAGGACAGACCGCAUGCUAAAGCACUGACAUUAUAUUAGAUUCUUUUUCUUUUUUCUUCUUUUUUUUGUAAAUCUAAAUUAUUCUUAUAAAAUCCAAUAAAAAUGAAUUAUUCAGUGCAUAAUGUAUAAACAUUGGUCUACAGAAAGACAAAAAACAAACAUGUAAACAAUUAUGUAUGCAAAUUCCUGUAUGAAUAUUUAUGAGCAUGUGCAUUUUGUAGCCUAGUUGUGUGAAGUUCAUGCUUCACAUACUGGACAGUAAAUCAGUGGGUGAAUAAUUACUGACUGCUGAGCUGAACAAAGUAUUGGCACCCUUCUUCCCACAUCACUCAGUAUAAACACAGCAGUGGUUUGUUCUCAGCUCACAUUGUUAGAGCUUUAAUAGUAAUGUAAAAAUCUGUAAAGGAUCAAAUACAGUAUCUAAUUUAAUCUAAUCAUAAUCUUCAUGUUAAAAUCUUGAACUGCAGACCAGUAAAACUCAUCCACUCUCUCUGUCACUCUCUCUCUCUCUCUCUCUCUCUCUCUCUCUCUCUCUCUCUGCUAUUCUAUCUCCUGACCGUUCUCAAUCUCUGAAUAUUUUUGUAUACUGCAUUAAAGGGCAUGUAGCAUUCACUAAUGUAGAUUAGUUAUUAUAAUCUGUUUAUUCUGAGUGAGGUAUCUGUGUACACAUUUUUAUAAUAUCAUAAAAGCAAAUGCAAGCAAGGAAAAACAAAAUGUCUGUUCUGUCAGUUGUGUGUGAACAGUUCCAGUGCAGUGCAGAGAAAUGACCUGUGUUUUAAAGCUCAUUUGUAGCAAAUGUUAUCAUGUUUUCUGAUGAAUUCUUUAAAAAAAUGAAACUCACAGUGAUGUCAUACAGAUUAGGCAUAUGUCGAUGAAUCAGUUCUAAAAUAUUCUGUGAUAUUUUCACUCCCUGCCACAUUACAGUCUGUUUAAACAGUGUUUAGGGUCUGAACAUGAACUCUGUCCCUUUCAUAUCGCAGUGUAAAAAGCUAACCACAUGUCUCAUGAAAAGGUCAUCCACACAUGUCUAAUCCUGAACAGGUCAUGUGAUGUCAUGAACAGGUCAGAAAACAACUUUGGUAGUAAAAGCCUAUAUUUAUGCAACCUUACUAUGGUUAUGAUGUUUUGUGAAUUUUAUGCACAACUUUUUAAAUUUAUAGAAUAAUCAGUCUUUGUAUGAUCUUGGUACAAAAUAAAAAUAAUCU
Molecule: messenger RNA, 6484 nt
Organism: Hemibagrus wyckioides
Lineage: Eukaryota; Metazoa; Chordata; Actinopteri; Siluriformes; Bagridae
Product: protein shisa-8
Exons: 3
Coding region: 2264-3352 (362 amino acids)
Biological process (GO): regulation of short-term neuronal synaptic plasticity; regulation of AMPA receptor activity
Cellular component (GO): dendritic spine membrane; AMPA glutamate receptor complex; postsynaptic membrane
Source: RefSeq, a predicted model, not a curated record